Molecule: messenger RNA, 634 nt
Organism: Malania oleifera
Lineage: Eukaryota; Viridiplantae; Streptophyta; Magnoliopsida; Santalales; Ximeniaceae
Exons: 3
Coding region: 1-597 (198 amino acids)
Source: RefSeq, a predicted model, not a curated record
AUGAACGCAACUGAGUGGGAAGAGCUUGAUGGACCCUCUACUAACGGAGAAAACGAAGAAAAAGUUGCAAACUUUUGCUUCAUGGCGAAUGAGCAAGAUGAGCCAUCAUCUCCGGCCAACCACCAGGAUUCCGCGCGUCACUCCUGCUGCCGUGAAGGUCCUCCCGUCCAGAUAGGUUGCCAGCACAAACUUAGCCGAGACCCUCUGCAACUCCAUCACAAUCCGACAAUCAGAACCUCCACGACCCAGCAGCUCUCCGGCGAUAGCUUCUCCUUCUUCUUCUUCCCUUGCCAACAACCGCCGCCACCCUCUGCCAUCACCACUCUUUCUCCGUCCUCAAUCCCCCAGCCAUCCUCCAAGUCCUCUCAUCUCCAUCUCGCCGACGAACCUGCAAUUCCGGUCACCUUCUCCAGCAACCGCCGAACACCAUCCCAGACUUUCCACCGUCAUCUUAGGCUCCUAAGCUCUCCGGUCACCUUCUCUGCAACCAUCUCCAAGCCCGGCGGCCAUAACCAGCAGCAGCCACCACACCACUGCCGGCGGUCCUCCAGAUUUCUCCGGCCAACUAGGAUUUCUUUUAUCUGCAGAGGCAAGUAGUCUAUUGCCUUGUAUCUAAAUGUGGUAAUAUUCAUUG